AUGUCACUGUGUUUCCAAUCUUUCAACUACCAACAUGUGAAAAAUUGUGUAAAUAAACGUACAACCCAGAGCCACGGCAAGAAAAACUCAAUAUCCCCGGUCAAACUUCCAUCGUUGAUCAUCAAACAAGGCGAAAGAAAUGAUCAUUAUCCGCCCGAGCCAAGACCUAUAUCUUCAGAUAACGAUUGUAACUGCUCCCCAUUCACUGCCCAAUCUAACUGCAUCGGCAUAAUCGGAGGCGUGUCGGUUGAGUCGGGCCUAAGUUUUGCAAAAAAGUUGGUCAAUUUCGAGGACAUUGAAGAAAAAUAUAGCCCCCCGCCUUUUAUGCUUUCUUGUGAUCCAUUGCUAAGCGAGGAGCUUUCCUCCCUCAAGAGAGAAUUUUUUUCGAGAAGGAAUGGAAUGAUUAGAAGCUUCGAUCACAGCUCAAUUGUGGAGAAGAUAAAGGGAAGGAGAACUUCACUUGAAAAAUCCGGAGUUUGCUGCCUUGCAAUGCCAUGUCACUUGCUACACUCUUGGUAUGAUGAAAUUGAGCAAGGAUCUUGUGUUCAUUUUCUUCAUGUUGGUGAUUGUGUGGCCAAAGAACUUAAGGAAGCUAAGCUGCGACCGAUCGAAGCUGGAAGUCCGAUCCGAAUUGGUGUUCUUGCCACUAAUGAGAACUUGGUGGCUAGAUUUUAUCAAGAAAAGCUUGAAAACGAGGGUUUCGAGGUUAUACUGCCAGAUAAGGCAACUGUAGAGCAUAUGGUGAUCCCAGCAGUUGAAGCACUAAACAGAAAAGACGUUGAUGGUGCACAAAAUUUGUUCAGAAUAGCUUUGCAAGUUCUGCUUGUGAGAGCUGUGAACAGAGUCAUCCUUGCUUCUGAUGAUUUUCGGCAACUUUUGCCGCCAAACGACCCUUUGUGGACAAAAUGCAUUGAUCCCAUGGAUGGUUUAGCCCGUUCGUGUCUUAAGUUUGCUCAAUCUGUAGGUAAUCGGUAA
Molecule: messenger RNA, 975 nt
Organism: Striga hermonthica
Lineage: Eukaryota; Viridiplantae; Streptophyta; Magnoliopsida; Lamiales; Orobanchaceae
Source: the annotation of a GenBank genome assembly